Molecule: messenger RNA, 1733 nt
Organism: Paramecium pentaurelia
Lineage: Eukaryota; Ciliophora; Oligohymenophorea; Peniculida; Parameciidae
Source: the annotation of a GenBank genome assembly
AAUGGAAGUGUAAGAAAAUAAUAUUCCUAAUCUAUAAAAUGUGCCUAUGAUUACUGGCUAACCAGUUUAAUAGGAAAAUCAGUUAAUAUUGAUUAAGGUUAAUGCUGAUAUAGAGACAAAAAAACAUGUGUGCAUUCAUUGGUGUUUAUUUUUUGUUUUAGUUACUAUUUUUGUAUUGACAUCUGUAUUUAUGCCAGACUCAACUAAAUAUGCAUAAAUGGAGAAUCCUUGUUACUAAAAUGAUGAAGAUCCUUUUGGAUAAGGAUCUUGGUUUGAAGAGAACAAAUAAUUAUUGUAAAUUUUUAAUUGAUUUUAAUAGCUGUAAUAAAAGUGGGGCUAAUUAUACAAUUAUUAGAAAAUUAGAUGAAAAAAAUCAAUUUUUAAUUAUUUAUGGAUAAUUUAGUUUUUAUAUACCUUAAGGAUAUUAAAUCUCCUAUAUAAAUUAUACAGCAACAUUAUUUGGAUUAACAAAAGAAUAAAAAGAAACAGGAAAUCUAACUGAACAUUUAAUAGUAAGUAAAAAUCAUUCAAUAACAUCUAAUUGUUAAAAGAAUUUUAAUGAUUUAUCAGAUGAAGAUAAUGAAGAACAUGAAGAUCAUGAAGAUCAUGAUUAAACUAAUGGAAAUAGAUUAUUAUAAAGAGAUGGUAAUCAUAAUCAUAAUCCUCCUCCUCCUUAAAAUGAUUAUUAUGAUGAAUAUGGAAAUUAUGAUCCUUAAAUUUGUGAUUGGAAUGUUUUAGUAUACAUUCCAAUCCUAGAUUAUAAAGAUUACCUUUUUGUUAUAAAUUAUUAAUAAUUUAUGAUUCCAAAUCAAACAAAUCAAGUCAAAUUAUCUUUAUAAGCAAUAACUGUUGAUCCAAGAUAUUCAAAUUCAGUUUUAGCAGUAAGAUAUACUUUUUUUGCAUUUUCAUUAAUAACUCUUGUACUUUUUGGAUUCAGAAUUAAAUAAUUAACUAUUUCAAAUUGGGUCAUUGAAUAAAAGUUUGUUGUAGUAUUGAGCUUUCUUUUACCUUGGUUUAAUGAUCCUCUUUAUGCAGCUACUUUAUUAGCUCCAAAUAGAAUCACUGCUGUAAUUGGAGUUAUAUUUUUCAGUAAUUUCAUUUGUUGUCUCUUUCUUUAUUGGUUAGUACUUUAUCAUAGAAUUGUAGUAGAAAAUGGAAUUAAAGUGAGUGCAUCACUAACUAAACCUAAGGUUAUAGUAUGCAUUCUUUUAUGGCUUUUUUUUGUUGUCUCUUAUUCAAUUUUAGUAAUUUAAUAUUUCAAGGAUCCAACUACUAGUUUUGAUGAUUUACAUCAUAGAGCUUAUAUGGCAUUUAAGGUACUCUCAUUUUUAUUUUCCUUUGCUAUUUUUGUAUAUUUACUAAAAUAUUUGAUUUAAUUUUGUAAAUGUUAUGAAAAUAGAAUAUGGAGAUAUAAGUUGAUUGGAUUAUUUAAUAUAUUUUUCAUGAUGUGUUUAGGAUUAUUUAUCUUAUCUGGAUCUUUUGAAAUCUAUAAUCUAACUGGAACAGAAGUACUUAUUUCUAUUAGCAUAUUAAAUUUAUAUGUCUAUUAUCAAUAAUAUUUAUGGAGUCCUAGUAAAUAGGGAUUGAUAGAAUAGACUACUCAUGAUCAAAAUAUAAUAGUCAGUAAUAGGGAUUAUGAAGAAUUAGAAAUGGAUAAUAUCCAUAUUAAUUAAGAGAAUGUUGUAGAUGAAAAAUUUUAGGUUGAGGAUGACAAGGUUAUGUUGCCUGAAUGA